ACACUUUUAUUUUGAAAACCACACUUCCUUUCAGUGGUUUCUGGACUCCCGCAUGUGGAAUAAACUGGAUGAUGAGUGGGAUCGAGGCAUGGUACAUGGAUGAGUCCAGUGAGGACCAGAGACUCCCUCACAGACUGACCCCGAACCAGCCCGUGACUCUCGAGCAGCUCGAGCAGAUCGGAGUUUACUACUGGAAGUUAAAUGCUGAUAUUUAUGAAAAUGACCCUGAACUGCAGAAGAUCCGUGAGGAAAGAGGUUAUUCCUUUAUGGAUAUUAUAACUAUUCACCCGGAUAAACUUCCUGAUUAUGGGAACAAAGUGAAAAUGUUCUAUGAAGAACACCUCCAUCUUGAUGACGAGAUCCGUUAUAUUCUGGACGGAUCGUCUUACUUCGAUGUGAGGGACAAAGAUGACCGCUGGAUCCGAGUGGCCGUAUCUAAAGGCGACCUCAUCACACUGCCGGCGGGAAUUUACCACAGAUUCACCGUUGAUGAAACCAACUACACUAAAGCCAUGCGUCUGUUCGUCGGUGAGCCGGUCUGGAAGGCCUAUAACCGUCCAGCUGAUGACUUCGACAUCCGUAAGGCCUACGUCAGCUCCCUCAGAUGCUCCUGAUUGGUUUGGAGUUGAUGAAGCAGCCAAUCACAGGAUUGAUGAUGUGAUCUUCAUCAGAACGAAUCUCUGUAGUGCCUUUAACCAACUCUCUUGACAGGAAUCAUGAGUAGAUGUGUGUGUCAGCACUAAUGAUAAACACUUUAUACAGUUUUAUUUCAUAUUUUGAUUGUUAUGAUGAUGAAUUGUAGAGUUUAAUGCUCUCACGUGUUGUAGGAUUAAUUAAUUACUUUCUAUUAAAAGAUGUGGGGAUUAACUACAAA
Messenger RNA from Ctenopharyngodon idella (grass carp), 874 nucleotides. RefSeq names its product acireductone dioxygenase 1 (gene adi1). Lineage: Eukaryota; Metazoa; Chordata; Actinopteri; Cypriniformes; Xenocyprididae. The transcript has 4 exons. Gene Ontology annotation, molecular function: acireductone dioxygenase [iron(II)-requiring] activity. The coding region runs from base 69 to 614 and encodes 181 amino acids. The record is from RefSeq and is a predicted model, not a curated record.